ACCAAACUCCCUAAACAAUUCCCAGUUUCUUCUCACCCUCUUAACUUUAAUUUAGGGAGAAACAUCAGCUAUGGAAAUGAACAAAAAAGAAAGACAUCUAGGGAUAAAAAACAUCAUGGGGUAAAACAUAAAGCUAAUAAUGGAGAGAAGACUGCACACAUGGCUGGCCCUCUCUUCAUUCAGAUUCUUGCCUUUUAUUUGCUUAUUCACAUAUUUAGUGUAAAAUAUAUCUUUAGAAUCUGAGACAAGUUAUCAAGUCUGAACCUGUGUUCCAAAGCAAGGAAGACAAUUUGUAUCUAUUGGGUGGUGUAGAGACUGGAUCCAACCUUAAUCCAUUCCCUUUUGGGAAUGAAUGACUGACAUCUCAUUUGCUCCAGAAAAGCAUCAAAAGUAUUCUGGCUUCUUAUGGCUUUGCAUGAUUCCUGGACAUGGAGAUUAAACCAGGGGCAGACAGAAACUCUGGAGACUUGAAAGAUGAGAGACAAUUUGGUGGUGGCCUGAAUUUACUUAAUUUUAUCUGGGCUGAAAUAAACUCUUGUUUGGUUGUGUAAAGAAUGAUUUGAUAAAUUUUCCACGGGAAAUGAAGUGUAUACAUAACACUUACUGAAUUUUAAUUACAACACCAAGGAUUUUAGAAUUCAAGGGAGCUUUAGACUUGACAUAGUUCUAUUGGCUCAUUUUACACAUGAGAAACUAACAAUUGCUUAGGGGAAGUACAGAGGCAAUUUUUGUUUGGGAAUAGAGGGUUUGACUAGAUGACUUCUGAGAUCCCAUUCAAUAUAUUUUUGAAACUGAGGCCCAAAGAGGUUAAGGAAAUUGCCCAAGGUCACAGAGCUGACUGGGAGGAAAAGCCUAGAGUAGAAUCCGGUUUCUGGAUCCCUUAUCUAUUUAUGACUCCUUUAGUAUUUGAAGGUAUUUGAAACUCAAAAUAAUGAUGCCUUUGGGUAGAACACUUUGAGGAAACAACAUAAACCUGGCAAUCACAUGCUUACCUUUGGAUUAUCUUUUAAUUCCCAAUAUGAUGAGUCACAUAGUAAAAAAAAAAAAAAAAAAAAAAAAAAAAGAAAGAAAGAAAAAAAAACACUGGCAUACUAAGAUGCUGUAUCAGGAACUAAUUAAAAGGGGGAAAAAAUCACUCAGAUGAACUUUGUAAUUUCCUCUGAAUCUUUUGACAAAUGUAACCUUAAAUGCUGACCUGUUUUGAAUGCAGAUUUUCUAAUGACAGUUGGUAUUUUUCAUGGAUAAAACAAGAGCUCCUCCUACUUUUUAAAAGAAAGGCUUUAGUUGUAAGAUCAUUUAAAAUCCAUUAAGCCAAGGAGCUGUUCAUUGAGACAGACUUCAGUGGUAUUACAGAAUUUGAUUACAACUGAAUAUGUUAUUCACAUAGAAUAAGUCUGGAACUUCUUUAAAGGAUAAAGUUUGCAGAUAAGGGGCCCUGCUCCUCCUUGUGAAAAACUCAGGUAUUCCGGGUAACCACAUAGUGUAUAAAGCCCCUCAUUGUGCUAGUGACAAUUCUGUAACCCAGAAGCCAAGGAAAGAGUUGUCUUUGUGUUCAUUUCGAGAGACAACGUCAAGAUAUUAAAUCUUGGAGAAAUGGCUUUCGUUUGCUUGGCUAUCGGAUGCUUAUAUAGCUUUCUGAUAAGCACAACAUUUGGCUAUACUUUAUCUUCGGACACCAAGACAGACGUUUACCCUCCUCAGGAUUUUGAGAUUGUGGAUCCUGGAUAUUUAGGUUAUCUCUAUUUGCAAUGGCAACCCCCACUGUCUCUGGAUAAUUUUAAGGAAUGUACAGUGGAAUAUGAACUAAAAUACCGAAACAUUGGUAGUGAAACAUGGACAACCAUCAUUACUAAGAAUUUACAUUACAAAGAUGGGUUUGAUCUUAACAAGGGCAUUGAAGCAAAGAUACGCACACUUUUACCAUGGCAAUGCACAAAUGGAUCAGAAGUUCAAAGUUCCUGGGCAGAAACUACUUAUUGGAUAUCGUCACAAGGAAUUCCGGAAACUAAAGUUCAGGAUAUGGAUUGUGUGUAUUACAAUUGGCAAUAUUUACUCUGUUCUUGGAAACCUGGCAUAGGUGUACUUCUUGAUACCAAUUACAACUUGUUUUACUGGUAUGAGGGUUUAGAUCGUGCAUUACAGUGUGUUGAUUACAUCAAGGCUGAUGGACAAAAUAUUGGAUGCAGAUUUCCCUAUUUGGAGUCAUCAGACUAUAAAGAUUUCUAUAUUUGUGUUAAUGGAUCAUCAGAAGACGAGCCUAUCAGAUCCAGUUAUUUCAUUUUUCAGCUUCAAAAUAUAGUUAAACCUCUGCCACCAGGCUAUCUUACUGUUACUCGGGAGAAUGUAUAUGAAGUUCAGCUGAAAUGGAGCAUACCUUUUGGACCUAUUCCAGCAAGGUGUUUCAUUUAUGAAAUUGAGAUCAUAGAAGAUGAUACUACCUUGGUGACUAUUACAGUUGAAAAUGAAACGUACACCUUGAAAACAACAAAUGAAACUCGACAAUUAUGCUUUUUAGUAAGAAGCAAAGUGAAUAUAUAUUGCUCAGAUGAUGGAAUUUGGAGUGAGUGGAGUGAUAAGCAAUGCUGGGAAGGUGAAGACCUAUUGAAAAAAGCUUUGCUACUUUUCUUGAUACCAGUUGGUUUUAUCUCAAUAUUUAUUGUAUUUAUAACUGGUCUACUUUCGAAUAAGCCAAACACCUCCUUAGAAAUGAAUUUUUCCACGAUGAAUGAAGAGUUCAUGUUUCAAGAGACAUGGUAUUGACUCACCAGUUUCCAGUCAUGGCCAAAUGUUAAAUACGAGUCUCAAUAAAGUGAAUUUUUCCUGCAAA
This is a messenger RNA of Sapajus apella (tufted capuchin), 2827 nucleotides long. RefSeq names its product interleukin 13 receptor subunit alpha 2 (gene IL13RA2). Gene Ontology annotation, cellular component: membrane; external side of plasma membrane. Lineage: Eukaryota; Metazoa; Chordata; Mammalia; Primates; Cebidae. The transcript has 11 exons. Gene Ontology annotation, molecular function: cytokine receptor activity; protein binding. The coding region runs from base 1594 to 2760 and encodes 388 amino acids. The record is from RefSeq and is a predicted model, not a curated record. Gene Ontology annotation, biological process: cytokine-mediated signaling pathway.